AUGAAAAAGUUUAUAUUGUUAAUUGUUGCAUUAUUUACCGUUGCUUCAGCAACGGAAUCUGAAAUAACUAAGAAAUUAAAAGAGUAUAAAAUCAUACCAAAUAUAAUUAAAAAUAAUGUUCCAGAAUUAUUGAAGAUUACUUUCGAUAGCGGUGAAUCCGUUAACAUGGGCAAUAUAAUAUUACCUACUCAAGCAAAAAACCAACCCAUCAUGGUAGACUGGAAUGCUGAUAAAAAUGCUUAUUAUACUAUAAUGUCCAUUGGUCCUGAUUAUCCUUCACCAGAAGAUCCAUUUAUGAGCUAUGUUUUGUUAUGGAAGGUUGGCAAUAUUCCUGGAAAAGAUAUUAAUUCAGGACAAGUUCUUGCUGAAUAUUUCCCAUUUGGACCACCAAGAGGAGCAAACUUAAAUCGAGGAAUAUUCCUCUUGUUUAAACAACCUAGCAAACUACAUUUCGAUUAUGAACCAAGUGAUAAAUAUACUGUUGAGGGACGAGUUAAUUUCCCAUUUAAUGAAUUUGUGGAGAGAUAUGGAUUGGGAGAACCUGUUGCUGCAAACUUUUAUAUGACGAAAUUUGACAGUUAUGUGAUGGAAAUUUUCAAAAAGUUUAAUUGUUGUUUUGAAUUAAAUAAACCAGAAGAAUAA
This is a messenger RNA of Episyrphus balteatus (marmalade hoverfly), 642 nucleotides long. RefSeq names its product protein D3-like. The coding region runs from base 1 to 642 and encodes 213 amino acids. NCBI's taxonomy places the organism in Eukaryota, Metazoa, Arthropoda, Insecta, Diptera, Syrphidae. The record is from RefSeq and is a predicted model, not a curated record. The transcript has 2 exons.